Molecule: messenger RNA, 2976 nt
Organism: Aspergillus welwitschiae
Lineage: Eukaryota; Fungi; Ascomycota; Eurotiomycetes; Eurotiales; Aspergillaceae
Product: MFS transporter/fungal specific transcription factor domain-containing protein
Exons: 14
Coding region: 1-2976 (991 amino acids)
Biological process (GO): transmembrane transport
Cellular component (GO): membrane
Molecular function (GO): transmembrane transporter activity
Source: RefSeq, a predicted model, not a curated record
AUGAAUGGAAUCCGCAAGGGUAUUACACGACGAAGAGGCGCCUGUGAGCCGUGCAAGGCGCGAAAGACUCGCUGUCACUCCCAGAGAAAGGAUAGCUCGUGCACCUAUUUACGAGGGCCAGCAUCAACAAGGUCCAUCUCCACGCCUUCGCAGCUCAGUCCUGCCUUGAGUCUAUUUGAGCGUGACGCGGAUCUGUCGUUACGGCAGUCAAUCAGUCCCCAGGAAUGGUUGGAGACAGUUGCUCCGGGGGCUCUAGACCUGCCCUGUUGGGACCUUCCCGAUAUAUCUUGCAACCCUUGCCCGGACUGGUCGGCUGAGGGCUCGAUGCCUGGAGGUCAAUCCGAAUCCGAGUCGAGCCCUGCUACUCUUCCCCCCAAUUACGGUGACCCAUCAGUGACCCGGUCGGAUCAUGAGCACGGGGGUGACAGAACCUUUUCUAUCCAUAUGCUGCAAAAGGAGUUUCAAACUCGCCAAGUAACAUUGGGCUUCGACAUUCCUUCGCUUUAUUCCUCCCUUCCUCUGGUUGAGAGUGAUCCGCCACGAACCGAAAACAUAAAACGAGCUGUAGAGCUUCUCAACUGCGACAUUGUGGGGGGUGACAAAACAUGCUAUGUAUUGCCCGACUGUCACAAACCAUCGAUGGGGCCGAUGCUCGACAGUGAACCUCGAAUCAGUAGCUACAUCCAAGCAUGUUUUGAAUCACCCGGUGCCGGUGUCAAUAUGUUCCUGAGUAUGGCAAGUGCCCAGGAGUGCGUGGACGCUGUGCUGAGGUCCGACUGCUCAAAUCGAGCCACGGUGGUGGUAGCCUAUGCUGUCCUGGCGCUGGGAUGCUACCUUGUAAGCAUACAAUCGGGUAUUAGGAGUGCCGUUGAAGGCAUAACACGGGCCACUGGAUAUUUUCGUCGAGCGUUGUCUGAACUGAAUUGUCUUUCCAUGGAUAAUGUGACUGUCAUCUUCGCCGACAAGUCCGCUCAUCACUCCAGGUCCCGUCUUGUCACCCUUGGUGUCCAGUGCGUGCAAGAUUUGGGACUUCACAGCUCUCGACGUCUGCGACAACUUUCCACCGGGACCGACGAACGAUUGCUCAAGAAUGCCUUUUGGGCUCUCUAUGCUAUUGAAAAAGCCGAUGCGGUCGGCACGGGUCGCGGUUCGAUUAUGUGCGACAAGCACACCGACCAUUCGCCCAGCGAUGCGCUUCAGCACCCAGAUGAAGCGCGGUUGACGCUUCAAUGCUUGUACGGGUGCCUCUGCGAUCGUGUGAUAGAUUCACUCUUUAGCCAGGCGGCCCUCCGAGUUACACGCGCUGACAUGUGCCGUCAAAUCGAAGAUGCAUAUUGCCUGGUUCAAGCAUGGUUGGGUAUCUUCCAGACAUAUAAUAACUCGCUCAAUACUCCCGCAGGACGCUUCUCCUGCCUUGGGGAGCAGGCGGAGGCCGAGACCCAUUUGAGCUCUUACUUCCUCAUCUUCCUAAUUCACGGAAAAUGGCUCCAUCUGGCCCAGCAGGGACUGGAUCCUGAGGAGGCAGAGGCCUAUGAGCGAAGUGAAACACGAUGUCUCGCAGCUGCUCGAUCGGUUUUAGAACAAUGCAGCCAGCAGACCCAUGCUCAGAUGCUGGCGAACAUGAAGUUUCGUUCGCUUCCCAAAAUCGCGGCAUGUAUUCUCAUUCUUACGGAGCAGUCAUGCGACCGAUCGGAUGAGCAGCAGAUAGCCGAUUCUCGAGUCCUCCCUCUUCUCACCAUCGGCUUCGCAACCUACCAGAUCGACCGCACCAACAUCGCCAGUGCUCUAACUGGAGGCUUCGCAUCGGACAUUGGCGUAGGCCAAGACAUGAUUAACUUGGGAAAUCAGCUGAUGUUCUUGGGCGUGAUUAUCCUGGAAAUACCAUCCAAUAUGGUUCUACAGAAGGUGGGGCCCCGCCGCUGGAUCAGCUCCCAAGUGUGCAUCUUCGGUGUCAUUGCCGCACUGCAGAUCUUCAUUCGGAACAAGACUGGUUUCUUGCUUACGCGAAGCAUCUUGGGUCUCUCGGAGGCGGGGUAUAUCCCGGCUGCUAUGUAUACCCUUUCGACGUGGUAUACGAGAGAAGAAUUGACCAAACGCAUCGCGGUUUUCUUUUUCGGAAUGUUUGGGGGUGCUGCAGUCUCGCCGUUACUUGGUGCUGCGUUACUCAAGUUGGAUGGGAAGGGGGGGUUGCAUGGUUGGCAAUGGAUUUUCUUACUCGAAGGAAUAUGGUCAGCGCUUAUGGCGUUCGCUUUGUUCACGCUACUGCCGGAGAGAGAAAGCAUUACUGCCGAAAAUUCCGAUGAAGAGUCUGCCGGCAAAUGUCAAUCAUGGAACGGGCCCACCUCGAAAACACUGCCCGUCAAGGUAGUAUGGCAAACGCUAACAAACUAUACCAAGUGGCCUCAUUUCCUCGCCACGGCAUGUGUCUUCGCAACGUGGAGUCCCCUCACUACGUAUACCCCGACGAUCAUCAUGUCAUUGGGGUUCUCUCGGAUCCAGGCAAACGCUCUCGCCGCGAUAGGGAGCUUGCUUACACUGCCUGUCAUUGUCUUUUUCGCUUGUCUGAGUGAUUGGUCACGCCGUCGAGGGAUGAGCGUUAUGCUCGCAGUUGCUGUAUAUCUUGUUUCGCUUAUUCUGCUGCGAGCUUUGCAGGCGCGCGUCGAUAGAUGGGGACGGUUUGGCCUCUGGACGACUGUAAAUGGGCUGGCGGUCGGGUAUCAUCCGGUUCAUAACGCGUGGAUUCAGGUUAAUUGCUCAAGUCCUGGAGAGAGGAGCGUUAUUGUCAUGUCUGCCACGGCUGGUCUCAUGGCUGGGACGCAGAUCUUCCGACAUGAUGAUGGUUUGAAUGGCUAUCCCAGGGGAAUACUAAUCAUGAUAAUCUUGGUUUUAUCUGGCUUAAUCUUGGUUGCUAUCCAAAGCGCAAUAUACCGGGGACUAAACCGUUUUAGCAAGAGUCAUAUCGCCCAGGAGACCUGA